This is a messenger RNA of Aspergillus viridinutans, 564 nucleotides long. Its product is annotated as acyl-CoA thioesterase. Gene Ontology annotation, cellular component: mitochondrion. The transcript has a single exon. The record is from RefSeq and is a predicted model, not a curated record. Gene Ontology annotation, molecular function: fatty acyl-CoA hydrolase activity. The coding region runs from base 1 to 564 and encodes 187 amino acids. Lineage: Eukaryota; Fungi; Ascomycota; Eurotiomycetes; Eurotiales; Aspergillaceae.
AUGUCCCCCAAAGAGGAACUAGAAGCCAAAAAGCGCCGCAGGCGAAGCGACUACGUCUUCCACCAGGAACACCGCACCCGAUGGCAAGCACCCAUCCUCUCCCCUACCAACCACCAACUAAUGCAGGCCAGGUUCGACAACGACAUGUACGCCCACCUCAACAACACCGUGUACGCCAUGCUCUUCGACUCGAUCGUAAAUAGCUGGCUCAUAGUCGAGUGCGGGAUGGAUCCGUUCAACAGGAACAAGUCCGCCGACGGUGACACUGAGCGGAACAUCUCGCAGCAAGUCGGGAUCAUGGUCAACUCGUACUGCGACUACUUCGCCUCGGUGUCGUACCCGGAUGUACUGGAUCUGGGGCUGCGGGUUGCGAGGCUGGGGUCGUCGAGCGUGACGUAUGAGGUUGGGGUGUUUCGGCGGGGGGAGGAGGAUGUGAAGGUUGUCGGGGGGUAUACGCAUGUGUUUUGUGCGAGGGAGACGAUGAGGCCGGCGGAGGGGGGGAUGGAGGAGAGGGUGCGACGGGGGUUGGAGAGGUUGGUUGUUAGGGGGGGGGCUAAGUUGUGA